AUGCCGCAACACAUAGAGGGACCUGUGAAUUUGCAUUCUCCUAAGCGCCGCCUGGCGGAGGGCGAGUUCAAUAAUAUUGAGCCCAUAGUCUUUCGACGGUCUGAGCUAUAUCACAUCACUGGCGUGGACGACAGAGUUCUCAUCACGGCGCUGGAAACCAAAACAGAUUUUUGCGCGUAUGACGUUGAUAUGAAACUCGCCGGUGCGCCUGAUGAAGACGUACCGCUGCAAAUGACUGACGCUGGUCCUAGAGCGGCGGCUCAGACUUUCACCCAUACAAUUGCUAUCGUCAUGCCAGCUUCCUUUUAUCUUCCAUUCCUGCUUGACGCGGCGGGAAAACCACCUGAUGAUCGGCUUAUCUACAACAUCAAGCCCUUAUGGGGUGAAUUUUACCGGGCUAUCGUGGUCGCAAACCGAGAAUGGCUCGAAGGGCUGAUCCACGACGUCGUCUGGGUUGCUCUUGAUUUAGGCAACUUUGAGGCUGUGAAGCGGUGUUUGGACUCGCACAGGGAGCUAGCGGAGGUGUGGGCUGUCCGAUUCGGCAAAGUGGUCUUUACCCAAGGCAUCGAACGUGUACAACCCGUUAUUGACCACUUAUGGUCGCUGGUAUCAAGCAGUCCAGUGGGGCACAUUGGGUCGCUUGCUCGAAUGCGGUCAAUUUGGACAGAUCCUUCAGUCCAACAUACGCCUAACAAGGCAAUGGAAUGGUAUGGGCGUACUCUCGACAUGCUAUUUUGCAGAUUGGAGCAGAAAGACCCGGCCUACCUGGGAACAGCUGAAGGACUGGACCUUGCAGUUGCUGUGCCAAACUUCCCUGAGUCAUUUUUUGACGCAAGGGUAGUUCCGUUUGCAACCAGAAUGGCAUCAAAGACCUCCUUCAUCAUCCCAUUCGUCACACUUCUCCACAGGGAGCACCAGGAAGGGUCUGCUAGGUUUCCAACUUUCCCUGCCGUGUACAGGAGCCUCGUCCCUGCGAUAUUACAAGAUUUCUCUCCAUUUACUUGCCGGUUUUCGAAAUACUCACAAACUUACAAACGAGACCAAUUGGUCAACCCAACUCACAUCUCGUGGUUAAUCGAACAAUCCCGCAAAAUGGGUCUCGAUAUGGCUGAAGUCCUCACUACCAUGGAAAGAAAAAUCAACGCGAUCCAGAGAGACCACGAUAUCUUUCCACUAUUCACAACUAGGCUUGUCAGGAUACUGUGCGAGAACCUUCGGGAGAAGCACCAGAGCGACUUCUCCGCAGCUGCAGGAAGCGAAGAAGGAGCGUUCGUCGUCCGUCUCGUCAAGUUCUACGUCACUCCAUCCGCCGGCCCCUGCCCUCCACUCCCACAAGACUGGCGACAGUCCCUUCCCAACGUGAAACCAGACUGCUGUCUGGACUGCGCCGAACUCCGCCGCUUCGUCGAGGACCCAAUCGAGCGCCAGAAGGAGUUUCGCAUGAUAGAGCAGCGGAGACUUCACAUUGAGACCAAGCUUUCCCAACACUUCAUAUUCUACACUAUCCGUGAUGGCACCCCGCAUACCCUUCGAAUUAUGAAGACACAAGCUGAGGCCUUGGAGCAGCGGGAUAGCUGGAUGGGGCGGGCAGCAGAGAAGCGUGUCAAGUUGGAGACUCUGAACCAGAAGGUCUUGCUUCGUGAGACUCUCGGCGAUCAUGCAUACCAGGACAUCUGUGCUUGUGUCGCCGACCCAGCCGCUGCGACAGCUUUAGACCCGGUGCAGACCGGUAGCCAGCCUCCAACGCUCUCUGGGCCUCCGCAGGUGAACAUGCAGGCACGAACCCGACUCCGGCCUCCCCUCGAAGCAACAGCGCCAGUCAUUCCCAGGAAACGAUCAUUAAUCGAUCUUGACCUUGACUCGGACGGUGCAGAGGACUUCCCUUCUACUUGCAAGCGGCGAUGA
This is a messenger RNA of Aspergillus calidoustus, 1905 nucleotides long. The record is from the annotation of a GenBank genome assembly. NCBI's taxonomy places the organism in Eukaryota, Fungi, Ascomycota, Eurotiomycetes, Eurotiales, Aspergillaceae.